Sphaerodactylus townsendi is the source of this 6630-nucleotide messenger RNA. It is a transcript of the gene TBKBP1, whose product is annotated as TBK1 binding protein 1. Gene Ontology annotation, biological process: canonical NF-kappaB signal transduction. Bases 702 to 2522 code for a protein of 606 amino acids. Lineage: Eukaryota; Metazoa; Chordata; Lepidosauria; Squamata; Sphaerodactylidae. The record is from RefSeq and is a predicted model, not a curated record. Gene Ontology annotation, cellular component: cytoplasm. The transcript is spliced from 10 exons.
AACUUGUCUUUGCAUCCUGUGCUGGGACCAGUUUUAUUGGGGAGGUUUUGUUGUUCUUGCAGGUUCUCUUUAAAAGAAAAAAAAAAAGGGUCUCUCUCUCUUUUGCUCUGUGACUGUUUCCUGCUUGUGCUCUGUGUGUGCGAGAGAGAUAUCAGGAGCAGGAAACAGAAGCUGGAAGAGAAAAGGCGAAAGCAGGCCAGCCAGAGGAGGAGGAGGAGGAGGAGGAGGAGGGAGAGGAAGAAACCUUUGCAAACAUUUCCUGCCGCCCUCUCCUAAAAGCCCCCCCCCCUCUUUUUUUCCUUGCAAAAGGGGAGGUGUGUCCAAGCAGGCUCUAGGCCACGAAAGGUGAUGCCACCACGUGGGAUGCGUUCCGGUUCUGGCUCCGGGCUGAUGCUGCCACGCUUGGUGGUGUGAGGCUGGGCAGUGGGGGAAGGGGGCAGAGAUCAGCUGGAGCUCGGCCAGCAGAAGAGGGCUGAGAGAGAGAGGGAGAGGAAGAAGAAGAAGAAGCAGGGAUGGUGGGGAGGGGAAGAAGGGACUGAAGACUCCCCUCCCCAUCCCGAGCCGAGAAGCGCCUCCAAAGAGCAUUCCCUUCGACUGGCGCCUGCUGCUGAGGAUGGACCCCCGACCGAGCUGGGAGGUGAUCCGGAAGUUGCCAGGCUCCGGCCCUUCUUCCUAAAUGCUCUCCCACUCCAGACCGUGCCAUGGACUCCAUGUUUGAGGAUGACAUCAGCAUCCUUACCCAAGAUGCCUUGGUCCAGGAGGACGAAUGGCUGGACAGCCCCAACACGGACCUCUCUAGCGAGAUGUGCUCCGCCUCCCACUUUGCUCUCAUCACAGCCUACGAUGACAUCAAGAACCGCCUGACCGGGCUUGAGCGUGAGAACGCCUGCCUCAAGCGGAAGCUGAAGAUGUAUGAAAUCAAGUUCCCCCUGAUCAGCGAAUUUGGAGAUGAGCGCAUCUUCUCAGUUUACGACUCCAAGGAGACCUCUCUUCUGAAGAGUGAGAAAGCCAAUCUCCAGCAACAGUUGAAUCAAUUCCAGCGGGAGCUGCAGAAAAGCAAGGAGAGGGACGAGCAGCUGGCAGAAAUGAUCCAAGCCUAUGAGAAGCUUUGUGUGGAGAAAACUGACCUUGAAUCAGAGAUGGGACAGAUGAGAGCGCUGGUCGAGACACAUUUGAAUCGGAUCCAUAGCCUGGAACAGCAGCUGAGGCAGAGAGACAGCAACACGUUCCAGAGCAUGAGCUCUCCACUGCAGACCCAGGACGUGCAGUAUCUCUCACUCCAUGGGGGCCACGUCUUGGAUCGCUCCGUGAACUGGCAGAAUUCCAGAGGCCUAGACCAGGCAGAGGGCUUGGAAAGGCACAGGUUGGAAGCGGAACUGGAGGAUACACGGCAGGAAGUGCAGAAUUCGCAGCACCGAGAAGAGCAGCUGAAGGCAGAAUGUGAGAGGCUGCAGGCGGAAGUCAACCAGCUGCAUGAGACACGGGCUCAGGAUCUUGCAACGAGUCAGUCGGAGAGAGACAUGGCAUGGGUAAAGAAAGUCGGAGAUGACCAGGUGAACCUGGCUCUUGCCUACACGGAGCUGACGGAGGAACUGUGCCGCCUGAGGAGCCUGAGUUCUCUGCAAAGCCAGAUUCUCCGGACACUAAUGCAAGAGCAAGCUGUCAAUGGUGGGCAUCGCCACUCCCCGCAUUCCCAGCGCCACUCUCCUGCUCAACAACGUCGCUCUCCGGCUCCUCAGUGCGCUUCCCCAGCCCAGCAAGGGAGACCGUCCGUCCCACAGUGCCAGUCUCCAGCCUUGCAAAGACGCUCUCCGGCACCCCCCUGCCAAUCUCCUGCCCAUCAACGCCGUUCCCCGGCUCCACCUCCUUGCCAGUCGCCUGCCUCCCAGCGGCGUUCCCCAGCACCGCCACCCAGCCAGUCUCCUGCCCAGCAGCGCUGCUCACCAGCCUCAAACUGCUCUUCCUCCGCCAUCACUUCGCAGCACAGAUCUCCAGGGGGUGAGAGAAGCAUGAUGGAUCUGGGCUAUUCCAAACCGUCCAGCCACCACAUCAAAGCAAGCUUCCAAGGGCGCCGGAGCUAUUCGGAGGUGAGCGAUGCGGCUGUGUACCAGCAGAACUGCUCUCUCUGGCUGCAGCCGGAAGCUUCCACCUUACCAAAGCACCGUCCCUAUGGCGACGUUUAUGCCAGAGACGCCUUCGAAGAGCAUUUGCGCUUCGAGAAGCAAUCCUCGGACGAAGACGACUGGGCCCUCCCAAGUCCCCCCAGCCCUGAAACUGGGGGAAUUCGCUGCGCCUCUUUCUGUGCAGGGUUCCCCAUCCCCGAAGCUUCCACGCACCGGACCGAUGCCUCAUACUCUAGGGCUGAGCAUGCUCAGUCCUGGCCCUCAAUCAAUCUGCUGAUGGAGACAGUGGACUCUGAUAUCCGAAGCUGCCCGCUCUGCCAGGUGGCCUUCCCUAUUGGUUACCCGGACGAUGCUUUGAUAAAACACAUUGACUCCCACCUGGAGAACAGCAAGAUUUGAGGCCUGCACCAUCACCCCUUCUUCUUCUGGCUUCCUUAACAAGACCUGUCCACCUCAACCCACCCCACCCUCCUUGGAUGCUGCAUGAAAAGUGAUGGAGCAACAGGGGCUCUCUCUAAAAUACCUCCAAGUCUCCAGUAGACUGAGCCGCAAAGAGUUUUGCCUCUCCCUCGUCCCCUUCUCUUUGCCUUGGUUUUUUCAAAGUGGGUUUCUUCUCUUUCCUGUUCGGUAUGAGCAGGACCUGCAAUAUGUCUCCAGUGCUUGAACCAGCUGUGGUGGCAGUAGGAGUGGAAAGGUGAAGAAGUAUACAUGGACCAGACUUAGCAGGCUGACCAGCUUGUCCUGGUCUCGAUGUUCCGAACUGAGGUGGCCUCCUUGGAGGCUCUCAUGUCUAUAUGGUUCAGUUUUGAUGUUUCCAGGAGAUCUCAGGGUAGAAUGAGUGAGAAAUCACCUGUGAUUGUAUGUAUCGUUGCACCGUGUGGGGUGGGGUUGGACAGAGCAACUAGAUGGGUGAGCGCCAACCUACUGAGGGAACAGCCCUGCCACUCAGGUGAAAGAAAUCAAAAGGUUUUCUUUCUUGUGCCCAUCUCAAUGCAGGAAUGUCUAAAUGGGACAAAUCCCACCCUGCCUUUUCAAGCUAUUAAGAAGGGCAAUUGGGCCCUACUCCUCAUUGGUUGGUUAUUGGACAGAGAAACCCUCGGCCUCCAACUGGCUGGUUUGAGCGUCGUCGUCUUGGUCUUUUACAUUAAAAGCCCACUUUCUUCUUUUAACGAUGCUGCUGAGAAUUAGAGUCAACCUCCAGAAGUGUAGCAUGGAUGUUCUUACCUUAUUGCACUGGACAUUACAACACAUGAAUGCUCUUUUGCUCCUUUGUACCAGUUUCUCACAGAGUGCGCUGGAGGAGCUGUUCACCGCUAACUUGGGUAAAGCCCCAGAAGCAUCCCUGCCCCGUCCCCGUGUGUGGCUGUCCGUGUUCUCUUUCGGCAACUGUUUUUCCACUUCCCCCACAAGGACCCUCUCACCUUGCUUUAGGUAGUUUGUUCCCGUAUAACCAGACUUGUACUCACCACAUUCUGCAACAUUUAUCUUCUGCAGUGACAGCAUGUUAACAAUGGUUUUUGACAAAGGCAUAAAUGUAAACACCUUUCCUGUAUUGGACAUCCGCUGUUUACCUUUUGAUCUCUCUCUCUCUCUGGCCUUAUCAAUCAUAUCUUUUGCUGUACUGAUCUAAAACGAUGGGCAUGUUCCAGUUGGCCUCUCUCUUUCCGGCCCUGUGGUGCCUCCAUUUUGUGAGAACCGUCUCCUUCAAAUGGCCUGCCCGCACACUGGGCUGUGUCCCAAUAGAGCUGUGCUGUUUUUCUCCUCGUGAGGCCCUUGUCUUCCUAGCUCCAGGUUCUUUAGUAACAAAUGUACAUGUUUAGAUUUAUAGCCUGCCUUAUCCCAAGGGCUCCGGGUGCCCAAGUAGGCUUGGGGCCUUCUGGCUCGUGGUCUAAUUCACAGGGGGACUAGAAGGCGGAGAACAGAAUUAAACACAGACCAUAAAGGUACAGUUGUUGGAUUUCUCACUCCUGUAAUCUCACUCCCUUGUUCCUAUAAAAUCACAGUGGUCUUUCCCAACUCUUAAAAAAACCUCCUACCACUAAGACAUCACUUCCUCUUCAUCUAUACUGUCUCCUGUCAGGGUUGCUCAUUCUGUCUUCCCAUCCAUCUCAUUUGCUUUCUUUGUGUGUGUGUGUGUGUGUGUGUGUGUGUGUGUCUGAAUGCAUUCAUUCUUAAGUCUGAGACCCAUGAACAUCAAAGGGUAGAACUAAAUGCAGCAACAGAUCUCCCCUCCCAAUCCUCAAAUGCAAAUUGCCAACAGACCACUGUAAAGAGAGCAGGCAGUCUCACGAACAGAAGCAACAGGAGGGUUCUGAACCCUUCCUUCGCCCAUCAUGUCCCCCCAAACCCUGAUGUUUUUUGUUGAUGUUUCUGAUUUCUAGCAUCAGCUAAGAGAAAAUCAGCAUGAGGAGAGGAUGGUUGUAGGGUGAAAUAUGGUGAGAGGAUGAAGGGUUCUGCACCCCUCUGUUUUGUUUUGUUUGUUUUUUUGGUUCAAUUGCCUCUUGCUUUACAGCUGUGGCCAAAAUUUGAAGACCCAGAUUUGCAUUCAAGACCCAGAUUUGUUAUUGUCAUCUCGUCUACCAAUGAACACUUGAAACAGCCCAAAAAUGUAACAGAGGUUUGUUUUUUUUAAUAUUUAAGUUUGGUUGGUAUCUCACCAGGUUAAAACCUCCCUGCAAAUAGAAAACAAACAAUUCAAGCCAAGAAACCAUUUCUCCCUGCUGAACUAGUUUUCUGUUUGCCUGGAGUUCUUUUUAAUAUGAAAGAACAUUCAAAGUUGGAAUCUGUCACCUGAAGUGGAAUGAUCUAUUUUAUCCACUUCACGGUUUUACCACCUAAUUCUCCUGUAUGUGAUAAACAGAUUUUUGUGUGGCAACACACACCUGAAUCUCAGGUGAAAAGAAUGGAUUUUUAGGCGGUGUUUGGGUUUGAGAAUCCAAUAUCCUUCACUGCCAUAUCCCAUCUCUGAAGGCCCUCAGAAAGGUAGAACCAGUCCUGGCCCAUGAAAGGAAGGGGGACAGAAAGUUUAUAUAGAUUAAAGUUCAUGAUUGACUGACUCUUCAGGUUGUUCAUCCAUUUUGCAAUCUUCUUCUUCAUUCCUCAUCUCCAAUUAGUUGUCUGAUGAAAACGUUCUCAGCUUGGCAAGACGAGGUAGUUGUGUUGCAAGCUGUCAGCCAUAUGUCCCUAUUCCUUCUCAUAAUCUGAUGUCAACAAAUGAAUUUUGUUCCACUUUUAUCUAGUAAGUAGCUCUAAAGGGAACUUGUGGAGGGAUGUGUGUAAAGCUAUUGUGUGUCUCCUAUUCAGUGCCACGCAGUUGUGCAGGAGAAUUUGCCAGAGGACUGUGUACCCCAUGGGUCUGAUCUGCCUUUCUCCCCCUCUGCUGCCCUUAAUACCCUUCAUCAUCUGCCGCCUGAGGUGGUUACUUCAUUUUGCCUCAUGAUGGGGCUGUUUUGCUCACUGUCAUGUAUUUUAUAACCAAGGACUGUUACACCCCCCCAUUCCACCUCAUGACUAGCACAGAGAACUCAUUUUCAGUGUCUUUGAGUGAGAUGUCACUGCACAGUGGCUUGUUUCUGUCAGAUGGUUGACCACAAAGAUUGUGCAAAUAGUAGCACCCCUACAAAUGCCCCUAAAUCAAAGAGUAUAGAAACUCUCCCAAAGUGCAUAGCAAUUCACUGUAGGCACAUGAACGACUAACCAUAUGGAGGUAUUGAAAGACAGCUACCUACCCAUCAGCCAUAUUGUCCAAACUGUCCCUAACAUACACCCUAAAAAUUAGCCACGGAGAAAUCCCAUCCACAUAAAUCGUAUUAUGUUGCUGAUUACUUGGAAUAUGUUUAGCAAGAACAAGGCCAAGUUCUGCGGAAUGAGGCCGACAAUGCAUCUCUUACAAAUUGUCACUUUUCUUGUUUCUCUAUGUGAAAUCUACCUCAGAGUUAAUGAGAAGGAGUGAUAAACAAGCAAAAAAGGGGGGAAGGGUUGAGUGAUGCGCUUUUAAAAAAAGUGAUUUCAUUUUUAAUCCGUAGCUGAGCAUUUCCUAAGGGCUGAAAUAUUAUCCAGAUUGUUUUCUUUGUCCCAUAGGUUCACCAUAAACAAACAAACAAACAAACAAACAAAUGAAACAUACAUGAAGUGACUAGGGAGGAUUGGCUCAUGAAGUGAUGAGGAAGAUACAAAUCAAGUUGUUUAACGAGAUUUUUCUCAUUUAUCUGAACUUAGUGUAGGUUUAUGUCUGUGAAAGAUCUUGGUUCAAAACUGUCCCCUCUUCCAUGAAUAGACUAAAUGACCCCAGGUAAGGAACAAAAAUGGGCAUGCCCGUUAACCGAUUACCCAGGAGGCCUUGCUGGCAACUGAACCCAGGCACGGCAAUCUUCCUUGUACCAGUGCUUUUGUCUGGAAUCCAUGCCCUAUGAGGAGAGACUUAGGGAGCUGGAUAUGUUUAAUCUGGUGAAGAGAAGGUUAAGAGGUGACAUGAUAGCCAUGUUUAGAUAAUUGAAGGGAUGUCAUG